AUGGACCUUACAGAGAUGGAAAACGGAGGACAAAGGCCUAAGUGGAACAACCGGUCACUUUUUAUAUGUUUUUCUCUAUUGUUUUUUUGGGAGCGAGUAUCGGCUCAGAUCAAGUACUCUGUACCUGAAGAAAAGAAAGAGGGAUCAAUUGCGGGAAAUAUUGCUAAGGAUUUAGGUCUUGAUAUCAAUACUUUAGGGGACAGGCGGUUCCGCAUUGUUUCUGCAUCCAGUGAAGGACUUUUUCAGGUAAACGAGAAAAAUGGUAUUUUGUACGUUGUUAAAAAAAUUGACAGAGAGCAAAUAUGUGAUGGUAAUGGUGUCUGUUUAAUUAAUCUGAAAGUUGUCGUCGAAAAUCCUCUGGAGGUCCAUUACGUGGAGGUUGAAAUCACUGAUGUAAACGACCAUUCGCCUACUUUUACGGAGAGAGAACAGCUGUUUGAAAUUCCAGAAUCUGCUUUGGCAGGGGAAGAUUUUCAGAUGCAGGCAGCACAGGAUCUUGAUUUUGGUAUUAAUUCAAUUCGAUUUUAUAAACUAAGUCAAAAUGAACAUUUUGAACUAGAAAUUCGAGGAAGUGGGGAAGAGCGGAAAAUCCCUGUUUUAAAGUUGCGUAAAUCAUUGGACAGGGAACAACAAAGCAAACAUAAUUUGGUAUUAACAGCAGUUGAUGGUGGAAAUCCCCCACUAUCGGGAAGCAUUAACAUUAAUAUCACAGUACUUGAUGACAAUGAUAACAGACCCAAAUUUACCCAGGAACUGUAUUCUGUCACAAUACAAGAAAACUGUCCAAUUGGAUUUUUUGUUGUAAAAGUAAACGCCACUGAUGUAGACGAAGGCCAAAAUGGUGAAAUUGUUUAUUCAUUUGUUAAAAACCUUGACAAAGAGGUGUACGAUACAUUUGCGUUAGACACAAUUACAGGGGAAAUCAGCGUUCAAGGCAUCAUAGAUUUUGAAAUUAAUAAUAUUUACAGAGUUGGGAUAACUGCAUCGGAUAAGGGACAACCACCGAAGGUAAGCAAUUGUAGAGUUCUAAUUAAAGUUGAUGAUAUAAAUGACAACAAACCCGAGAUAGAUGUCACUUCUGUCUCUGAUGUAGUACUGGAGAAUUCUAAUCCAGGAACUGUAAUUUCUUUGAUCGGUAUAACUGACAAGGACUCUGGAAUUAACGGAAAAGUUGUUUGCAGCCUUUCAGAAGACGUGCCAUUUGAAUUGAAGCCGUCAUUUAAAGAAAACCUCUAUUCUUUAGUGACCAGUGGACGUUUAGAUCGAGAGAUUAUAUCCCAUUACGAAAUAACCAUAACAGCUAAAGAUUUGGGACAGCCGUCCCUUUCCUCACUAAAGAUGGUAAGCGUACAAAUAUCAGAUGUAAAUGACAACAGUCCAGAAUUUACCCAGAACCCUGUUGAGUUAUACCUAGUUGAAAAUAACGCCCCAGGUGGGUCCAUAAUUUCUAUUCAAGCUUUUGACAAAGAUUUAAAUGAAAAUGCAGUGCUAACGUAUCAACUUAUUAAAGGAGGGGAGCAAAAUGAUAUAGUGUCCUUUCUUAACAUUAAUUCGGAAACGGGAGUUAUUCAUGCGCUUAAAGCAUUUGACUAUGAAACAACUAAAACGUUUCAGUUCCACGUUGUUGCUUUUGACUCUGGAACUCCGUCACUGAGCAGCAACGUCACAGUAAAAGUGUUCAUUUUGGAUCAGAACGACAACGUUCCCGUAAUAUUAUAUCCAGUCAGCGGUAACGGUUCUGCUGAAGGUGUAGAGGAGAUUUAUCGCAAUGUGAAUGCAGGUCAUUUGGUGACUAAAGUAAGAGCAUAUGACGCAGAUAUUGGAUACAACGGGUGGUUAUUAUUUUCACUACAGGAAGUCAGUGGCCACAGUCUUUUUGGUUUGGACAGAUACACAGGACAAAUAAGAACAUUGCGCUCCUUUACAGAAACAGACGAGACUGAGCAUAAACUGGUCAUAUUCGUCAAAGACAAUGGCAACAUUUCCCUUUCUGCAACUGCUACUGUGAUCAUCAAAGUUGUGGAACCAAAAGAGUCUUUUGCAGUGUCUGAUGCUAAAACUACAAUGAAAGGCGAAAAGGAAUAUAACAUUACGUCUUAUUUAAUUAUUACCUUAGGCUCAGUUUCAGUGCUUUUUAUCAUUAGCAUCGUCAUGCUGAUUGUAAUGCAGUGUUCCAAAACAACAGACUGCGCAUCAAAAUAUUUACAAGAGACCACUUACGACGGAACACUGUGUCACAGCAUUCAGUACAGGUCUGGAGAUAAGCGAUACAUGCUAGUUGGACCCAGAAUGAGUAUUGGUUCAACUAUAAUUUCGGGCAAUAACGGCAAUACUCUAGUUAUACCAGAUCGCAAGAGAAAAGCUUCUGGAGAGGUAAGGCUUAAGUUUAUUACAUGUUUAUUUUUCUUUCUUUCUUUUUUACAAGGCAUUAUUGCAGGAUAUUUUGUAUUACUGCUCAUUUUAGUUUAG
Trichomycterus rosablanca is the source of this 2469-nucleotide messenger RNA. RefSeq names its product protocadherin alpha-7. Gene Ontology annotation, biological process: homophilic cell-cell adhesion. Gene Ontology annotation, cellular component: plasma membrane. The record is from RefSeq and is a predicted model, not a curated record. The transcript has a single exon. Bases 1 to 2469 code for a protein of 822 amino acids. Lineage: Eukaryota; Metazoa; Chordata; Actinopteri; Siluriformes; Trichomycteridae. Gene Ontology annotation, molecular function: calcium ion binding.